GCCGAAGUUGAGAAGGCCAAAUGUACUUUGCUGGCAUUUUUUUUUGUUCCCGCCGAACGUACAAUACGUUUCUUUAAAUCAAAUGGCAGCAGACGAACAAUCAGGUGGACGGGACAAAGCGCGCAUAGAAAUGGCUUCCGAACGACUGGAGUCUCAUGCCCAGAGAGCUAAGGAAGCCAUUCAAAAUGACCAGAAGAUUGUGCCUCCGUUUUGGAUCAACAAAUACAAGAAAGACGCAUCGAGAAAUUGGGAUAUCUUCUACAAACGCAACACCACAAAGUUUUUCAAAGAUAGAUAUUGGUUAGAUCGCGAGUUUGAAGAAUUAGCACACAAGGGUGAUUCAGACGAAAAAAAGAUAUGUCUAGAAGUUGGAUGUGGUGUUGGAAAUUUUGUUUUUCCAACCAUUGCCAAAAAUCCCAACCUCUUUAUAUACGCCUGCGAUUUCUCAUCCAGGGCUAUAGAAAUGGUUAAAGCAAACGAGCAAUAUGUCGAAUCUAGAUGCAAAGCGUUUGUCUGCGACCUUACAGCUGAUGAUCUGUGCAAUACUAUUCCGUCAGAGACAGCAGAUUUGGUAUCUGCGAUCUUUGUCCUUUCAGCUAUACCGCCAGAGAAAAUGAGUUUUGCCAUUCAAAAUAUUUUCAAGGUCCUUAAGCAUGGCGGUUCGGUGUUGUUUAGAGAUUAUGGGUUAUAUGACGAAGCUCAGAUUAAGUUCAGUUCAGCGUCUGAUAAAAAAUUGGAUGAAAACUUUUACGUUCGGCAGGAUGGUACGAUGAGCUAUUUCUUUUCGCUGGAGGAUGUUCAGAGCCGUUUCGAAGCAGAAGGUUUCCAGACGAUAUCCAACGAGUACAUUUAUAGAGAAACCACUAAUCGAAAACUAGAAAUGAAUGCCGAUAGGAUAUUUACCCAGUGCAAAUUUGUCAAGCCCUAACGACAUCUUUAUACUUUUAAUAGAUAAAACUUUUAUAUCAUCUAAUUUACCAAGUUGAAUCACCCGGUGUGUCUGUCUAAAUGGAGUUGUGAUACUUUUCGGCCAAUACACGUAACUUGUCUUUAAAUAAAUCAAGCUCUACGUAUGUUCCCUUCAAGUGUCUAUCACCACUGGUGGGAUCAAAGGCCGUGCGUCCAUGUAAUACUCGUCGGUUUGCAAAGAUCACU
Messenger RNA from Umbelopsis ramanniana AG, 1155 nucleotides. RefSeq lists its product as uncharacterized. The transcript is spliced from 7 exons. The coding region runs from base 83 to 928 and encodes 281 amino acids. The record is from RefSeq and is a predicted model, not a curated record. NCBI's taxonomy places the organism in Eukaryota, Fungi, Mucoromycota, Umbelopsidomycetes, Umbelopsidales, Umbelopsidaceae.